Molecule: messenger RNA, 810 nt
Organism: Rhincodon typus (whale shark)
Lineage: Eukaryota; Metazoa; Chordata; Chondrichthyes; Orectolobiformes; Rhincodontidae
Product: myosin-9-like
Exons: 7
Biological process (GO): actin filament organization; vesicle transport along actin filament
Cellular component (GO): myosin complex; actin cytoskeleton; vesicle
Molecular function (GO): actin filament binding; microfilament motor activity; ATP binding
Source: RefSeq, a predicted model, not a curated record
GGAGAGCUUGAGAGGCAACUGCUCCAAGCCAAUCCUAUCCUUGAAGCUUUUGGCAAUGCAAAAACUGUGAAAAAUGACAACUCUUCCAGAUUUGGUAAAUUUAUUCGAAUUAACUUUGAUGUGAAUGGGUACAUUGUCGGAGCCAAUAUAGAAACUUAUCUGUUGGAAAAAUCUCGUGCCAUACGCCAAGCCAAAGAUGAACGCACCUUCCAUAUUUUUUACUACCUACUUUCUGGUGCUGGAGAACACUUGAAGACUGAUCUGUUGCUAGAGGGUUACAACAAAUACAGAUUUCUCUCUAAUGGCCACAUCACCAUUCCUGGACAACAAGACAAGGAUUUGUUUCAGGAAACGAUGGAGGCAUUCCGAAUCAUGGGAAUUUCGGAUGAUGAACUAAUUGCCAUGCUGAAGGUUGUUUCUGCAGUACUUCAAUUUGGCAACAUAGUUUUCAAGAAGGAACGCAACACAGACCAAGCCUCCAUGCCUGAUAAUACAGCUGCCCAGAAAGUCUGCCAUCUGCUGGGAAUCAAUGUUACUGACUUCAGCAGGGCGAUUCUCACUCCCCGCAUUAAAGUUGGAAGGGAUUAUGUUCAGAAAGCUCAGACCAAAGAACAAGCUGACUUUGCUGUUGAGGCUUUGGCCAAAGCUACUUAUGAGCGCCUGUUCCGCUGGCUGGUUAUGCGCAUCAACAAAGCUCUGGAUAGGACCAAGAGGCAGGGUGCUUCGUUUGUGGGCAUUCUGGAUAUUGCUGGCUUUGAGAUCUUUGAGGUAUCUUGGAAUAGCUUGGGUUGUUCACUUGGAGAUUUUUAA